Molecule: messenger RNA, 1318 nt
Organism: Cercospora beticola
Lineage: Eukaryota; Fungi; Ascomycota; Dothideomycetes; Mycosphaerellales; Mycosphaerellaceae
Gene: TIF6
Product: translation initiation factor 6
Biological process (GO): assembly of large subunit precursor of preribosome; maturation of 5.8S rRNA; maturation of LSU-rRNA
Cellular component (GO): preribosome, large subunit precursor; cytosol; nucleolus
Molecular function (GO): ribosomal large subunit binding
Source: RefSeq, a predicted model, not a curated record
UAUUGCCCAUUCUGUGACUCACUUUCGAAGCAGUUUCUAGCGCGGUAGGAAGCGAUGAGUGAUUGUGAGCGAGCGGGGGUGAUUCAUUCUUGUGGCUGUGGCUGCGGUGCGGAAAAGAUGAGUCGAACGGGCCUUCCCAAUUGAAAACGCCACAAGCCCUUUCAAAAUCUGACCUCAUCGCCGCAGCUCAAUCGCAAGAACAGCAGACAGAUUGACCGCACCUCACCUUCAACACCAAAAAUACAUACUUGAGACCGCCGCAUUGGACACCACAGCAUCUCUCAGCAACACCCAAACCGCAUCCACCAUCAUGGCCGUCCGCGCCUCUUUCGAAAACUCCAACGAAGUCGGCGUCUUCUCCACCCUCACAAACUCCUACGCCCUCGUCGCAGUCGGCGCCUCAGAAAACUUCUACUCCGUCUUCGAAGCCGAACUCCAAGACGUAAUCCCCAUCUGCCACUGCACCAUCAACGGCACCCGCAUAAUCGGGCGCCUCACAGCAGGCAACAAAAAAGGCCUGCUAGUCCCCACCUCGACCACCGACCAAGAACUCCAACACCUCCGAAAUUCCAUCCCCGACGAAGUCAAAAUUCAACGGAUAGAAGAACGCCUCUCCGCGCUCGGAAACGUCAUUUGCGCAAACGAUCAUGUCGCGCUCGUACACCCGGACUUGGAACGCGAGACGGAAGAAAUUAUAGCGGAUGUGCUUGGUGUGGAGGUUUUUAGACAGACGAUUGCGGAUAAUGUUUUGACGGGGAGUUAUAUGUCGUUGUCGAAUCAGGGUGGGAUUGUGCAUCCGAAGACUUCGAUACAGGAUCAGGAUGAGCUGUCGAGUUUGUUGCAGGUGCCGCUUGUGGCUGGCAGUGUGAACCGCGGAAGCCCCGUGGUCGGAGCUGGAAUGGUCGUGAACGACUGGAUGGCAGUCACAGGUCUGGAUACGACUGCCACUGAGCUGAGCGUGAUUGAGUCCGUGUUCAAAUUGGGAGAGGGCAUGGGGCCGAGCGCGAUCCAGCAGAACAAGGAGUCUAUGGUCGAGUCGUUUUACUAGACUUAUUGCUGUCUGGCUCUACUAGAUGGAGGAAAGAGCGGUGUCACGAUUUGAUGAUCUCUAGGGUCAGCAUUCUUUGGACAGCACUAGCAUCCAGCGCGGAGUUUUGAGGAAGGAACAUGGUCACUGAUCAGCCUGUAAAUCGAAAGUACAGAAGCAGUCUCUUAGAAAAGUGACUUGCCAGGCGAUUGCAAUCAAUUCGAAAUUCGUAAUGCGAGCUGCUCGCACACAGCACUACCAAAAAGGCAUAAUGAAGCCAUAACUAGCAAG